CGGCGUCAAAAAAGUUGCCCGAGCGCCGCUUUCGCAGCAAAACCAACCCGGGAAGAGGCAGAGCGAAGGCUCCGGCGCGCCCGGCGAUCCCUCCUGCCUCCCACCCAGCGCCGCCGAGGAGUGCCACCGCUCGGGCUGCGCGCCACCGGGCCGGGCCAGAGGAAGCCAGAGCAGGGGUGGGGUGUUCCUCGGGGGCGCGAUUCUCGGAUAGGACAUUGGCCGGGGAUCCCUCGACUCGACUCGACUCGCCGGGGUUUCCCCCCCCCUCCGGUUGCCCCCCCCAUUUUUCAACGGCGACUUUUCUACCAGCUUUAAGACGCCAGAUGUCCGCUCCCCCCGUCGAGGCUGCUACGCCCUAAGCCCUUCAAGAAGAAGAAGAGGAGGAAGCAGAGAAAGAGAGAGAAAGAAAGAGAGAGAGAGAGAGAGAGAGAGAGAGAAAGAGGAAAAGAAAGGCCAUCGCUGCCCGUGGGACUCGCCUCUGCUCCUCUGCCCCCCAGCCCCUCCCCCCGUCGGGGAUUUUUUUGCCAUUUUCCCUCCGCCCCCUCCCAACUUUAGCAUGAUGUCUUAUCUCAAGCAACCACCUUACGCCGUCAACGGGCUCAGCCUCACGACCUCCGGGAUGGAUUUGCUCCACCCCUCCGUGGGGUACCCGGCCACCCCUCGCAAGCAGCGGAGGGAACGCACCACCUUCACCCGGGCCCAGCUGGACGUCUUGGAGGCCCUCUUCGCCAAGACCCGCUACCCGGACAUCUUCAUGCGCGAGGAGGUGGCUCUGAAAAUCAACCUCCCGGAGUCCAGAGUGCAGGUGUGGUUCAAAAACCGCCGGGCCAAGUGCCGUCAGCAGCAGCAGCAGCAGCAGAACGGUGGCCAGAACAAAGUGAGGCCUGCCAAGAAGAAAACCUCUCCUGCUCGAGAAGUGAGCUCUGAGAGCGGGACCAGCGGUCAGUUCACCCCGCCGUCCAGCACCUCGGUCCCGACCAUUUCCAGCACCAGUGCUCCUGUGUCCAUCUGGAGUCCGGCCUCCAUCUCCCCGCUCUCGGACCCCCUAUCGACAUCGUCGUCUUGCAUGCAGAGGUCCUAUCCGAUGACCUACACUCAAGCUUCGGGCUACAGCCAAGGAUAUGCCGGUUCGACCUCCUAUUUUGCAGGGAUGGACUGUGGAUCUUACCUCACCCCUAUGCACCACCAGCUCCCAGGGCCGGGGGCCACCCUCAGCCCCAUGGGCACCAACGCCGCCGCCGUAGCCGGCCAUCUCAACCAAUCUCCUGCUUCCCUUUCCACCCAGGGCUACGGAGCCUCCAGUCUGGGGUUUAACUCAGCUACUGAUUGCUUGGAUUAUAAGGACCAAACCACAUCCUGGAAACUGAACUUCAACACUGACUGCUUGGAUUAUAAAGACCAGACCUCCUCCUGGAAGUUCCAGGUUUUGUGAAGACCUCUUAAGGACCCGUUUGCGACCAUAAGACCAUGACAACAGUACCUGCAAUGGUGAAAAGACCCGUGAGGACGAGUGACUUUGAGAGAGACGCGAGAUCGAAGAAACACCCGUGGAGGGCCAAACGUUUCAGGGUGUAGUCAGGUCUUCAGCUUAAAUUAAAGAGGGACACAGACCGGACACAAUAAACUGAAGGAGAAGGAAAGACAGUAGGCAGCAUCUGUCCCUGCCCCCCCCCCCCCACUUUCAAGUCUUGCUCAGAAGCUCUGGAAAGGAAGAUGGAAGGAAAGUCGCCUAACGUGGGCAGACAGCCGAUUCGCAGAAAAUGCUCUGUUCUUUCUAGUUUUAGCCAGUCGUCGGGUUCUUUGUCUAGAAUGGAAUGGAAGAUUGUUCCAACCAAGGGCCAGGUUGUGUUGGGUGGGGGUGGGAUUGGUUUCUUUUCUUUACUUUUAAAGGAAAUAUCUAGAUUUUCCCCCCUUUCUUUUCUUUCUUUUGUGUGCAUAUGGAAAGGAUCCUCCCAUCCCUCCCCAUUUCCAGUUUGUCACUCUCGGUUAAAGAUGUUUUUUAGUGGACAAAGUCUGUCUCCCUCUGUCUCUCUCUGCCUCUCUCUCAGCUCUUCCCAAUGCUUCAGGGCCAAGAUUUGGCAAUGUUGACCGCAAAGGUAAAAGGAAAAAAAAAACAUUUUAAAAAACUCAGUUCAGAGCUGUAAUGGGUUUGUGGGACUGAUUGUCUUAGAUGCACUACUUUAUUUAAGAGGAAAGAAAAAAAACCCCAAUAAUGUCCAUAAGGAGUCAAUAUGUAGUUUUUAAGAGACAAUCAGUGUGUGUCUUAUAUAAAUGGUACAUCUGUGUUUUUUAAAAUCUGUGCUAGACUUAAAAAACUGUGAUCUUCUGUAUCGUAUGCAACUAUGAAUCCUGGGCCAGCGGGGGGAUUCUGCUGUGAUUUUAAAUAGGUUAUAAUUAACAGUGAAAUUUGAGCAACUGAGUCACACAUCACAAUCUCUCUCUGUCUCUCCCCUCCCCUCAAAUUGCCUUUCACCGGAGGCAAACUGCACUGAAAAAUAACCCCAACUUUUCACAACAAACUGUCUCUGAAUGAAUGAGCCGCCAAGACAAACAACAAAAAACGAAUUAAAACUAGCCCAUUUUAAAAAAAAUGACAGGAGGACCUGGAAAUUCAUCUGUAAAAUUCGUCUUACUGUUGGGAAAUCUAACAGUAAGGAGGGGGGGGGGGGAUAUUUAAGACUUUGGUCAAUUGCUCUGACCUUGAAUUUCCUAAAGGAGAAAAUCCUUGUUGUUUUGAAUGCUUGCAGACGUGAAAUGGAAGGAAAAAAAGAGAUAUAUAUGCAUAAACCUUUUCUUUUCCGGAUUUGGCAGAUAUGUAUAAUUAUAUUAAAAUGGUUCUAGCACAA
Molecule: messenger RNA, 2846 nt
Organism: Sphaerodactylus townsendi
Lineage: Eukaryota; Metazoa; Chordata; Lepidosauria; Squamata; Sphaerodactylidae
Gene: OTX2
Product: orthodenticle homeobox 2
Exons: 5
Coding region: 557-1432 (291 amino acids)
Biological process (GO): multicellular organism development; regulation of transcription by RNA polymerase II
Cellular component (GO): nucleus
Molecular function (GO): RNA polymerase II cis-regulatory region sequence-specific DNA binding; DNA-binding transcription factor activity, RNA polymerase II-specific
Source: RefSeq, a predicted model, not a curated record